UGCUUGGGUUGAUGUCUGCAGAUCCUGGACUACCACAAUAUGGCCAACAGCCUGACUUCAUGGCUGGUAGGUAUUCAUUGGAUGCUAGGUAUCCGGGCCAUACAUCAUCGGUUGCUUCUGGGGGGUUUGUGUCGGUUGACUCUAGUAGGAGUAAUGACGGACGCGGAGCUUUUUUUAGUCAGAAUCCUAACCGUGUAUCCAUGGGACUCAUUGAAGAAGAUGCUAACACACCCGAGAGGGAGACAGAUGCGUAUCUAGUAGAUGACCCGGAUGACGAGGAGGAUCAUGAUGACGAUGAAAUAGAGGAGUUUGACGAGGAUGAAGAAUCUCGUAAUGAUGGUCAUGCACGCACUCCGGAUGAAACCUCCAAAGGUUACAAUCUGAGGAUUGAUCCACCACGUCGCAGUGCUAGUCGCUACACUCCAUCUGUCAUCAAAAAGGCGGCCAAGAAAUGCAAGAAUUUAGUCAAGGAUGUGAAGUGGGCCAUGAGAAAGUAGUUGCCUUGUAACUUAUUUAUUUAAGUAGUAAUCACGUGGACCAUGUUGUAUUUAUGUAGUAUGUUUAGAGUAUGUACGCACUACAUUUAUGUUGUAUGUUUAGAGUAUGUACGCACUACAUUUAUGUUGUAUGUUUAGAGUAUUUACGCACUACGGACACUAUUCAGGUAUUGCUAA
This is a messenger RNA of Arachis ipaensis, 674 nucleotides long. Lineage: Eukaryota; Viridiplantae; Streptophyta; Magnoliopsida; Fabales; Fabaceae. The record is from RefSeq and is a predicted model, not a curated record.